AGCAAAAUGAAAGCUCAAACCCUUUUAGCAAAGCUGCGCAUUUUAUACCUACCCUUUGUCCUUCUCGGCCUCUCUUCUCAAUUCUUGCCAGAAAAGAAACGAAAAGAAAAGGGAAAUCUCAAUGCCUUGCUAAGCGAAAUUUGAGACUGCAAAUUCACACAUGCAGCUCUAUUUGUUCAUUUCUCUCUCUCUUUUCUUCACUUAUGGCCAUUCCAAAACAGAUAUCUCUCUUGGGUACCAGCUCACUGUGGCAGUGCCUAUUGAAUACAGUUUGGGAUUCAUUGGGAGAGCUUUUUUGAUGGAGACAAAUGAAAUCACACCAACUUUUAAAACUGCAUUGAGUGUUGAAGCUGUGAAUGACAAAUACUCAUGCUCCUUAGAAGUCUUUCUUGGAGAUGUCAAGGUUUGGAACUCUGGUCAUUACUCAAAGUUUUAUACUUCAAAUAUAUGCGUCCUUCAACUUACCCAAGAUGGAGAUUUGAAGUUGAAGGGUCCAAAAGACAGAGUCGGAUGGAGAACUGGGACUUCUGGACAAGGUGUGCAGAGGUUAGAGAUAUUAAGGACAGGAAAUUUAGUUCUGCUAGAUGGGUUGGGCAAUAUCAAGUGGCAGAGUUUUAAUUUUCCAACUGAUGUAAUGCUUUGGGGUCAGAGACUAAGUGUGGCUUCUAGGUUGAUUUCAUUUCCAACCAACUCCACUUCAUACUACUCACUUGAAAUUGAACAGAGCAGGAUUGCUCUCUACUUGAAUUCUGGUAAGUGGAACUAUUCCUAUUGGGAAUUUAAGCCUACCAAGAACAGAAACAUCGCUUAUGUUCAACUGGGUCGCAAGGGUUUGGAGUUAUUCAAUGACAAACUAAAGAAAAUUGCGCAGAUUCAUCCAUCUGAUCAUCAAACAGUUCAGUUUGGUCAGCCCCUGAGGUUCUUAGCAUUGGGGAACAGAACAGGAAAUUUGAAGCUAUAUUUUUACUCACCCAGCAUUGCUAAAUUUGAUGUUGCUUUUCAAGCACUCAACACCACAUGUGAUCUUCCAUUGGCUUGUAAGCCUUAUGGGAUUUGCACCUUGUCCAGUGCUUGUUCAUGCAUUCAAGUUUUGAUAGCUGAAAAUGAGACCAGUAUAAGUGGUAAUUCUGAUUGCAGUCAAGGAAUUUCAGGUGUUUGUGGCAAUGGCAAGACUAAAGCAGAGAUGCUUGAAUUAAAGGGUGUUGGUAGUGUUUUGAGGGGUGCUCCUAAAAUAGUUAAUGUGAGCAAAGAAGCAUGUGCUAAUUUGUGCUUAGAAGACUGUAAUUGUACAUCUGCAUUGUAUUCAACUGCAAAAGGAGGCAUGGAAGUAGAAGAGUGCUUUCUUUAUGGAAUGGUAAUUGGGGUUAAACAGGUUGAAAGGGGAAGUGGAUUAAGCUACAUGGUUAAGGUUCGAAAAGGAGCUCAUGGGGGCCAUGGAAAGUCCAAUUUGAAAAGGUGGGUUUUGGUCCUGGUGGGUGUGGUUGAUGGGUUGAUUAUUCUUCUGGUUUUUGGAGGCCUUGGCUACUACUUGAUAAAGAAGAGAAGAAAACAGACAUUGCCUAAUGGCCAUAACAAUUGACUGUAUUUGUUACCAGGUUUUCUUGUCAGUCAGAUUUCAAGGCCAUGAUACAAUUUUUUAUUUUUUUUAUUUUUAUCUUUUCCGAAUUCAAGUUGGAAAAGAAAGGAAAACACACUUUUGGUUGUUUUUGAAAUGUUCAUAAGAGAAACAAUGUGAUUUUGUUCAAACACUAGAAUUUGCAAUUCAACAGCUAAAACCAAUUUUUGGUUUGUACUUUGUUUUCUGGGUUAGGCAAUUUCUCAAGGAUUCGACUCAAAAAGUUGCGUUAUGUAGGAGAAAAGACAUUGUCCAAACACAAGUAACAUACCGAGA
This is a messenger RNA of Prunus persica (peach), 1891 nucleotides long. Its product is annotated as G-type lectin S-receptor-like serine/threonine-protein kinase SD2-5. Lineage: Eukaryota; Viridiplantae; Streptophyta; Magnoliopsida; Rosales; Rosaceae. The transcript has 2 exons. The record is from RefSeq and is a predicted model, not a curated record. Bases 161 to 1579 code for a protein of 472 amino acids.